AUGGCGACCGCUUCAUCUUCUGCGAUCGGUAAAGUCUCUCGAGAAGAAUUUCGACGUCAAAAAGAUUUAGAUGCUGCUCGUAAGGCAGGUAACGCACCAGCUGAAGUCGAUGAAGAUGGUAACGCUAUCAAUCCUCAUAUCCCACAGUUCAUGGCCCAGGCACCUUGGUACAUGAACACCGGUGCGCCUUCACUCAAACAUCAGAAAGGUAAAGAGUACAACGCGGAUCCAGCAAAAUUAAAAGAACAAGUUUUAAGAGGGAUCAAGAUCCAAUCAGCAACAAAGUAUCGUAAAGGAGCUUGUACGAAUUGUGGAGCGAUGAGUCAUCAAGUUCAAGAUUGUUUAGAAAGACCAAGAAAGAAGGGAGCUAAAUGGACGAAUUCAGAUAUAGCACCAGAUGAAUAUUUAGCAGGACAAAAAGGAGAAGAUUGGGAUUCAAAACGAGAUAGAUGGGAUGGUUAUGAUCCAUCUGAACAUAAAAAAGUAGUAGAAGAACAUCAAGCAUUAGAAUCUGCAAGACAAAAGAUGAGAGAAGAACAAUUAGAUAAAUCGACUGAUUUAAAAGAAGUGAAAAAAGUAGCAAGAGCUGGUAAAGUAGCGAAAAAGAAAACAGCAGAUGAAGAUGAAUUCGGUAGUAGUGAUGAAAGUGAUGAUGAAGAUGAAGAUAAAUAUGCAGAUGCUGCAGAUCAAGCUGGUCAAAAGAUGGAUGCUAAGACUCGUAUGACGGUCCGAAACUUGAGAAUCAGAGAAGAUACUGCAAAGUAUCUUAUGAACCUGGAUGUCGAUUCUGCUUACUACGAUCCUAAAACUCGUUCGAUGAGAGAGGCACCACAAGCCGAUGUAGCUCCAGAAGACGCCAAAUUUGCUGGUGACAACUUUUCACGUUCAUCAGCAGGAGCUACGGAGGUACAAAAACUUCAACUUUUCGCGUGGCAAUCCGAACAAAGAGGAAACGAUGUACACAUUAACGCCAACCCAACCCAAGGAGAAUUAUUACAUCAAGAGUUUCUUAAGAAGAAGGAAAAACUUAAGGAGACGAGUAAGGUUGGGAUCUUGGAAAGAUAUGGUGGUGAAGAACAUUUAGAAAGAGUUCCAUUAGAACUCUUGAGUGGUCAAACUGAGAAUUAUGUAGAAUAUUCUAGAACUGGUCAGGUUACAAAGGGUCAAGAGCGUGCUAAAGCUAAAUCUAAGUACGAUGAAGAUGGAAUCGAAGCAUAUAGUGCCGAAGCCAAUGUACCAGCUGGUACUAGAUCAUUACUAAAUCAACAAGAUCAAUCCAAAUCAUUUGUAGAAUUAAUGGAAGAAAACAUUAAAAGAAAAGCAGCAGAAACAGCUGCGAUGGUAGGUAAAGGAAAGAAAAGAGUAAUAGAUGAAGAAGUUGAACGUGAAGAACGUGAAAUUGAAAGAGCUAGUAGGAAAAGAUUAGGUGGACGUGAUGAAACGGGAGAAUUGAAUAAAGAAAAACUUCAAAAAGCUAUUGAAAGUGAAAAACGUAGAAAGAGAACUGAAGUUGGUGAUGAAUCUAAUGGGUAUAAUGCACAAGAUGAUGACCUUGAAUUGACAGAAGAACAGUUAGAGGCUUAUAGAAUGAACCGAGAUCUUGGACACGAGGAUCCUAUGAAUAAUAUCAAGGGUGAAGAAUUAUUACCCCUUUGAACUUUAACCUCCCUCUUGAUAUCACAAUUGUGAUAGGAUUUCUAUCGUUUCUUCGAUUCCAUCUGUUUUCAAACUAUGUAUGAUAUCUAUCUUUGCUAGUCACUGUUUUCUCAUAGUCAUACGGGCUGUUCAUAAUGUAAUUUGCUUUAUGUAGUGAUUUUCG
Messenger RNA from Melampsora larici-populina 98AG31, 1819 nucleotides. RefSeq lists its product as uncharacterized. Gene Ontology annotation, molecular function: pre-mRNA 3'-splice site binding. NCBI's taxonomy places the organism in Eukaryota, Fungi, Basidiomycota, Pucciniomycetes, Pucciniales, Melampsoraceae. The record is from RefSeq and is a predicted model, not a curated record. The transcript has 6 exons. The coding region runs from base 1 to 1656 and encodes 551 amino acids. Gene Ontology annotation, cellular component: spliceosomal complex. Gene Ontology annotation, biological process: mRNA splicing, via spliceosome.